CUUCGUUUUCACUCUUACAGUUUAUUGUUCACCCAUCCCAGUGGGAAAAAGAAAAAAGUCUAGUCAUGGCGUUGAAGCUUGUUAGCAGAGUGGUGGCGCAAAUUGCGAACACGAGAAGCAGAUCAUACUACACGAGCAGGACGAAGAAGCUAAGCCUUUACUCCAAGAUUAGCCCACUUGGAAACCCUACCACAAGCAUGGAACCUGAGCUCGACGAUUGGGUCUACAAGGGUAACAAGGUUCGAGUUGGAGAGCUUCAGCGCAUCGUUCGCGACCUUCGCAAGCGCAGGAGGUUCGCCCAGGCACUCGAGGUUCCCCCCAAAAAAUGUGCCCUUUUUAAAUUGUCUCCUUGUUCUAAAUUUAGGGUUCAAGCUUUUAUGGAAAGGGGAAAUUGGAAAUAAAACAAAGUUGAAGCCUUUGGUGAUGGAAUGUGUGAUGCAUGGAAUGAUUUUGGUUGAUCGUGUCUUAGAUCAGGAUAAUUAUGAUUUUAAAACAAAUUAGUUCAGUUGAAAUAAUCCACAAUUAGGUGAAGAAACAAUGUGAUUGGCUGAGGCUAUCAGUUCGGAAAUGGUGAUUCUUAAGCUUCAAAGUAUCUGAGUGGAUGAAUAAGAAUGGUGUGUGCAUAUUUUCUCCAGUUGAACAUGCAGUGCAUUUGGAUUUGGUUGGCAAGGUUCAUGGAUUUCAGUCUGCUGAAUGCUAUUUUGACAGCUUGAAGGACCAAGAUAAAAUUGAUAAGACAUAUGGUGCUCUCUUGAAUUGCUAUGUUCGCCAGCGCCAAAUUGAGAAGGCUCUCUCCCAUUUCCAGAAAAUGAAGAAGCUGGGGUUCGCUUCGACGCCUCUAACCUACAACGAUAUUAUGUGUUUGUAUACAAAUAUUGGACAGCAUGAGAAGGUCCCCGAUGUGUUAACUGAGAUGAAAGAAAACGGGAUUUUACCUGACAACUUCAGCUACAGAAUAUGUAUAAAUUCUUAUGGCGUGAGGUCUGAUGUCACUGAAAUGGAGAGAAUAUUGAAAGAGAUGGAGAGUCAACCGCAAAUUUUGAUGGAGUGGAACACUUAUUCUGUUGUGGCUAAUUUCUAUAUAAAAGCAGGGUUCGUGGGUAAGGCAGUUGAUGCUUUAAGGAAAUCAGAGGAGAGGCUAGAUAACAAAGAUGGUAUUGGUUACAAUCAUCUCAUCUCUCUUUAUGCACAACUGGGCAACAAGAAUGAGGUCCUAAGAGUAUGGGAGUUGGAGAAAAGUUCUUGCAAAAGAUGCUUAAACAGGGAUUUUACAACCAUGUUAGAAUCUCUGGUGAAGCUCGGUGAGCUGGACGAAGCAGAGAAAAUACUGAAGGAAUGGGAAUCCUCUGGCAACUGUUACGAUUUUUCAGUCCCAAACACUAUAAUCAUUGGGUACGCAGAGAAGGGUUUGUAUGAGAAAGCUGAAGCCAUGCUGGAAGAUUUACAGAACACCGGAAAGGUGACGACUCCGAACAGUUGGACUGUGGUGGCAGGUGGAUACCUGCAUACGGGUGAGAUGGGGAAAGCUUUGAGGUGCCUUAAAACAGGUCUGUCUUUGUAUGUUGACAAGAAAGGAUGGAAGCCAAACCCCAAGGUGAUCUCUGGUGUAUUGAGAUGGAUUGGUGACAAUGGAACUGUCACAGACGCAGAAAAUUUAGUGAGUUCAUUAAUAAAUGUUGUCCCAGUAAAUAGACAAAUGUACCAUGCCCUAAUCAAGACUUACAUUAGAGAGGGUAAAGAAGUGGAUGAACUUUUGGACCGCAUGAAAAAAGACAACAUUGAUGAAAACGAAGAAACUAGGGAAAUUGUUCAAAUGAGGAAGCUGUAGUUUAGACUUUCAAGUCAUAUUAUUAUUCUUUGGUUGUAUCAUCGUUCAUAUCAGCAUUCAGUUUCUAAAUGAUUGAGGUCUAUAUACAUUACAGAUUUACAGUAGAAUUGAUUCAAAACGUAAUAUUACAUUUAUUUGCUUAAAACCGAGGUGCAACUGUCCAAGCACUAUUAGUUCUUAAUCCCAUGGUCUCCACAUUCAGUUUUGCCAGAUGCAGUUGAAAUGCCCGCGAUUGACGAUAACUUCUUAAGUCCAGUUCCUACUCUGUUUAAUGAAUAUACUUAGCAGAUAAAGCCAUGUCAAGCGGAAAAGAAUUUAUCAUUGUCACUAGUGAAAUAGGUUUGUUGUAUCAUUCUUUCACUUGCAUGUUUUUUUUACAUAUGGUGCAGUAUGGCAGAUAAGGUAAACAACUUUUGUUCUUUUGUUCUUAGAUGUUAUAUAAUUGUUUACCAAUGUUUCGUGAUUUCGUCUAUCCAAACAAUUCAUUAUUUUUCUCUACAAGGUAACUUUUGUCUAUUACAUAGGCAAGUAAUCGAAACUAACGUGAUCUUUUGAUAGUAACCAACCCUUGCUUUCUUUUUCCUCGCCAAAACUAGUGAUGCCAUUGGAAUAUGAAUGUAAAAAUUUUACCAUCAAAGAAUCAGGUA
Arachis ipaensis is the source of this 2475-nucleotide messenger RNA. Its product is annotated as Tetratricopeptide repeat (TPR)-like superfamily protein. The record is from RefSeq and is a predicted model, not a curated record. Gene Ontology annotation, cellular component: mitochondrion. Gene Ontology annotation, molecular function: protein binding. Lineage: Eukaryota; Viridiplantae; Streptophyta; Magnoliopsida; Fabales; Fabaceae.